UAAACUUCUCAACCACCAAACACUUCUCUAAAUGUCUACUCCUCCAGCGAUUGUGUUUACAGACUGGGAUGGAACUGUCACCCUUCAAGACUCUAACGAUUACUUGACCGAGAACCUCGGUUUCGGUUAUCCCAAGCGGAGAGCCAUCAACGAUGAAAUCUUGAACGGGUCCCUCAGCUUCAGAGACGGAUUCCAAAAGAUGUUAGAUUCCAUUGAUACGCCCUUCCCAGAGUGUAUUGAGUACUUGAAAAAAAACAUCAAGUUGGACGAAGGAUUCCGUAAGUUUUACGACUAUUGUACGUCCAAGGGCAUCCCCGUGGUGGUUAUCUCAUCGGGAAUGAAGCCAAUUAUUUAUAACUUAUUGAAGAGCUUGGUAGGCGAGGAUGCAGCUGAGAACAUCGAAAUUUACUCGAAUGAGGUGGUGAUCAAAGACGACAACUCCUGGGACAUUGUAUACAGAGAUGACUCAAGUUUUGGCCAUAAUAAGGCUCUUUCCAUCAAAGAGUAUUUGGCUACCCACAAAUUCACCAACCUACCACCAUUAUUUUACUGUGGUGACGGAGUUUCUGACUUGUCUGCUGCUAAGGAAACCAACUUGUUAUUUGCAAAAGAGGGAAAGGAUUUGAUCACCUACUGUAUCAGAGAAAACAUCCCGUACACUGAGUUCAGCAAUUUCUCUGAAAUUUUAGACAAGUUGACCAGUAUUGUUGAAGGUAAAAACCUUAUUUCCGACUAUGUCCAGAACCUGGACCUGAAGUAACGGUUGGAGAUCAGCUGAUUUCCUGCCUAUCGAUUUUGGGCGUAGCACUUCCAUUCUGGGAUCUUCCUAUAAAUAGAGUAUAGACAAGCUCCUUAAAAUAGACAGAUACGAACUAUGUUCUACAGA
Messenger RNA from Yamadazyma tenuis ATCC 10573, 886 nucleotides. NCBI's taxonomy places the organism in Eukaryota, Fungi, Ascomycota, Pichiomycetes, Serinales, Debaryomycetaceae. The record is from RefSeq and is a predicted model, not a curated record.